AUGUUUAGACAAUGUGCUAAAAGAUACGCAUCCUCAUUACCCCCAAAUGCCUUGAAACCUGCAUUUGGCCCACCAGACAAAGUGGCGGCCCAAAAAUUUAAAGAGUCACUAAUGGCUACUGAAAAGCAUGCUAAUGACACAUCUAAUAUGUGGGUUAAGAUCUCAAUGUGGGUCGCCCUACCAGCCAUCGCUUUAACUGCUGUGAACACAUAUUUUGUUGAAAAAGAACAUGCUGAGCAUCGUGAACAUUUGAAACAUGUUCCAGAUUCCGAAUGGCCAAGGGAUUACGAAUUCAUGAAUAUCAGAUCUAAACCUUUCUUCUGGGGUGAUGGUGAUAAGACUUUAUUCUGGAAUCCUGUUGUCAACAGACAUAUCGAGCAUGAUGAUUGA
Molecule: messenger RNA, 390 nt
Organism: Saccharomyces paradoxus
Lineage: Eukaryota; Fungi; Ascomycota; Saccharomycetes; Saccharomycetales; Saccharomycetaceae
Gene: COX13
Product: cytochrome c oxidase subunit VIa
Exons: 1
Coding region: 1-390 (129 amino acids)
Biological process (GO): mitochondrial electron transport, cytochrome c to oxygen
Cellular component (GO): mitochondrial inner membrane
Molecular function (GO): enzyme regulator activity
Source: RefSeq, a predicted model, not a curated record